Messenger RNA from Aspergillus melleus, 264 nucleotides. RefSeq lists its product as uncharacterized. Gene Ontology annotation, molecular function: fluconazole transmembrane transporter activity. Bases 1 to 264 code for a protein of 87 amino acids. NCBI's taxonomy places the organism in Eukaryota, Fungi, Ascomycota, Eurotiomycetes, Eurotiales, Aspergillaceae. The transcript has a single exon. The record is from RefSeq and is a predicted model, not a curated record. Gene Ontology annotation, biological process: xenobiotic detoxification by transmembrane export across the plasma membrane.
AUGGGCCCUUUGAUCUUCUCGCCCCUGAGCGAAAUCCCUGCCAUCGGUCGAAACUGGCCAUAUAUCGUGACCAUGAUAAUCUUUGCCAUUAUUUGUGUGCCCACCGCUCUCGUCGACAACAUUGGCGGCCUACUAGUCCUGCGGUUCUUCCAGGGCUUCUUCGCUCUUGCCACGGGCGCCGCCUCGCUGGCCGGCAUUCAUUGCCAUGUACUAUGUCUACCUCUACUUCGUCGUGGGCCCAGCCAUCAGGUCCUGUGCACCUGA